ACGAUACAUUUGUUAGAAUAUUUAAUAUUGUCAACUUCAUAAUAUCUCAUGGUUUCAUAAUAGGAUUAAGUAAAACCAUCUGUUACCGACAUAAUGUGGAACAAUGAGAAAAGGUGGUGGUGGCAAUUACAGAAAAAGGUAGUGGGAGAAUCGAGUACAUUUAGCUUCGAUGCUGGCUCUUUCGGAGCCAGUAUCUACUUUCUACACGUGGAACAAUUUUUUCUCAAUAAGAUGGCCAAAUAUAUUAUAUUAUAUAUUUUUUUGCUGUGUUCUUUAGUGUAUCUCACACAUGGAAGAAAAUCUAAAAAGCCAAAAUCCAAUAACUUUGAUGUCGUAAUAUUUACUCAACAAUGGCCACUAACAGCUUGUUUUAUAUGGGAAGAAAGUUCUAAGCAUCACACUUGUUUAUUACCUAAACGAGAUGAAUGGACUAUCCACGGCAUUUGGCCGACAAAAUAUAAUACAAAAGGUCCAGAAUAUUGCAAUACGUCGCUGCGGUUUAACGCAAGCGUUCUAGUGCCUUUGGAAAGUCAAUUAAAAGAGAAUUGGAUGGAUAUUCAUAAUGGAUCAAAUCCUUAUUCGUUUUGGAAACACGAAUGGGAAAAACACGGCACUUGUGCAAUUAAAAUAAAAGCUUUAGGAAAUGAAUAUAAAUAUUUUGAAAAAGGACUAACAUUUCUUAAUAGCUAUAAUAUGAUAGACAUACUUCCAAAAGCAAAUAUUUUCCCAGGGCAAAAGUACAUGGUAGAAAAUAUGCUGAUAGGAAUUCAACAAGUGUUGAACAAAAGAUGCCAAAUAAUAUGUGUGCAGAACAAGAAAACGGGUGAAUCGUAUGUGAGCGAGAUAAGACUUUGUUUUGACAAAGCAUUGAAGUUGAUAGAUUGUGAUGGCAUUUAUGAGUUCCCUACAAAUUGUAAUAAAUUGAAACAAAUAACAUAUCCUAGUUCUACACCACACAAUUAUCGUGCAAUACAGAUAUAAUAACAAUUUUAAUAAUAAUAAAAUCAUUAUGUAUGUAUGUGUGCACAAAUUAGAUGAAAAAUUAUUAAAUAAUAUUAUAUAUAUAUUACACUUAUAUGCACUAUGAUAUGCACUCGAAAUAAUUUGUCAUGGACAUCACUGGUUACAUCAUUCCAUCUUCUUUUGGACGAUUAUGACUGCUGAAGGUACCAGGCCUAAAAAUUAAAAAAUAAAAAUAUAUAUUAUGUUUUACUAAAAGACUUCAAUAUUGUAUUUGCAACAAUGUCAUUAUUACAACUGACAAAAUAUUACAUAAUAUAUUGGAAAAUAUUAAUUAAUA
Molecule: messenger RNA, 1300 nt
Organism: Camponotus floridanus (Florida carpenter ant)
Lineage: Eukaryota; Metazoa; Arthropoda; Insecta; Hymenoptera; Formicidae
Product: ribonuclease Oy
Exons: 4
Coding region: 94-981 (295 amino acids)
Biological process (GO): RNA catabolic process
Cellular component (GO): extracellular region
Molecular function (GO): ribonuclease T2 activity; RNA binding
Source: RefSeq, a predicted model, not a curated record